GUAAUACGAAAAAGUCAUAUAUGUAUAGACAAAAUUAAUUAUCAAUCAAUUAAUUAAUUAAAAUUAAUACGUGAACUCCAUCUUCAUACUGCCAUUAAUUCACCUCUCCUCUCUCCCUAUCUCUUUCAAAAGGUUUUUCUUGAACGUGACGACUGCUUCGGCUUUUCAUCAUUUGGGGAAAACUUUAUUCCUCAGCUUUGCCCAAUUUGAUGGAAUUUUUUCCCAUUUAUUGACCCCUUUUCUUCCGUAAAAAUUCAUCCUUUUUCUAUUAUGGAGGUUGUGAAAAUGGAUGAGGUCAAUAAGGCAGACCUGACGUCAGCGGCGGCUUUUGUGGAAGGAGGGGUUCAAGAGGCGUGUGAUGACUCGUGCAGCAUAUGCCUCGAGGAUUUUUCCGAUAGCAACCCCUCCACGGUGACGAGCUGCAAGCACGAGUUCCACCUUCAAUGCAUGCUCGAAUGGUGCCAAAGAAGCUCCAAUUGCCCGAUGUGCUGGCAAACCCUCAAACUGAAAGAUCCCACAAGCCAAGAAUUACUUGAUGCAAUGGAACGUGAGAGGAGCCUCAGGUCUGCGCCCCCUCCACGGAGCACGAGAAUAUUCCAUCAUCCGACCCUUGGAGAUUUCGAGCUCCAACAUUUGCCAGCUGGAAUGGACGACGCGGAACUCGAGGAGCGGAUCAUGCGACAUUUGGCGGCGAUGAGUGGGACCCACCGAAUUGCACGGAGUUCGGGCCCGAGGAGCCGUUCGGGCCAUGCCCGCUCGCAGUUUGUGGUGUAUUCUACUGGUGCAGGUGGAGAAGAAGAAACUCCCGAGACGGGCUCUAUAACCGAAAACAACACAUUUGUUCACGGCAGUCAGAUUUUCGGCUCGUCAUCCCGUGAUAAUAGAGACAAUGCAACCCGGCCAUCGUUGCCGAAUCGAGACAGCGCGGGCCCCUCGGAGUUCCAUUCGUUUUCCGACACAUGGAAGUCUCGAUUCAGUUCCAUUUCGUCAAAGUACAAAGAGUCGAUUUCGAAGAGUACCAAAGAGUUGAAGGAGAAGCUUUUCUCCCGGAGCCCGAGCAUGGUGGAGAUCGGCUCGGAGGUUCGGAGGGAGGUGAGUGCCACCGUGUCCCGAGUGAUGGAACGCCUCGAAUCCGGAGGUGGUGGGACCCACACAACGGCGCGUGCGAAUGGUGGCCCAGAGAGUUCUUCGGCUGGCGAUGACGUGGCGCCGAACGGGAAUGGUCUAUCUAUCUUACCCGCGAAUUCGGUUUCGAGUUAGGUCGUGUGGUGUGGGGAAAUUUAUGAUAAAUGACGGGCCGUCGACCUCGACGUCUCAUCUUUGAAGGUCAAUGUUUUUUUUUUUGUUUGUUUUCUUUCUCCAAGUAUGGCAAUGCUGAGGAUGGAUACUCUAUAUACUUGUAAUUGUUCUUUUGAUCCAAAACUAAUCUGGGAACCUUUGGGAAAAGAGAGGGAAAAAAAGGACUGAUUAUUAACUUAUACUAUGGAUUGGAUCUCUUUUGUCUGUCUGUAAAUGGAAACUUAUUGAUUCCUUACUGAUACUUUCAGAGGUCAAAUUCAGCAGAAACUUGAUGAAUUAUAUGGUUCAUCUGUCUCUUAUUAAUAUUGUUUGCCCUAAUUUAUUUUUCAACUUCAUAUAGUCUAGUCUAUAUAUUAUGCUUAUAUAUCUUGAAAAUAUGAACACUAACAUAGAUUUAGUUCUACGUUUGUAUUGUUUUAUGAAAUAACUAGACCAAUAGACAAUAAUGUGGCCUAUUCAGAUAUUGUAACUAGGACUGCAAACUAACAGCGAAAAUUUGGUUUAUUGAGUCGAGAUUAACAUAAUCUCUUGCUGCUCGAGUUCGUGCUUGAUAGGCUAG
Messenger RNA from Striga asiatica, 1858 nucleotides. The record is from the annotation of a GenBank genome assembly. NCBI's taxonomy places the organism in Eukaryota, Viridiplantae, Streptophyta, Magnoliopsida, Lamiales, Orobanchaceae.